AUGAAGUCAAGUAUAUAAGAUCACUCUGAAAAAAUUGAUACCUCAGAAUCACCUGAGAGGAGAAUAUUCCAGAGAAAAUAGGUCAGAUUCGCAAGUGCUUAACGGAAUAGGGUGCCAUAAACCAACUAUCAACAAUCAUCUAGCGCUCUGGGUCAAUAUGGAGUAACACCAUCAAUUAAAGAUUUCAGGAUCAUGUAAAAGAUUGGGUCAGGUGAUGAUCUUAAUUUUGUGUUGAAAUAGAUUGACGUGGAUGAUGACAACAAGCAAAAAUAAGCAACCUAAGAAAUAAAAGUCAUGUAGACUUUGAAUCAUCCUUAUAUUAUCAAAUUCAUUGACUCAUUUGCAGAUGAGAAAAGACAUUACAUAGUAAUGGAGCUUUGCGAAAGAGGGGAUUUAGGCAAUUUCAUUUAGAGAUAUACAUAGUCAUUUGCGAUGUAGGAAGUUAGAGUUUGGCGAUUUGUUAUACAACUAUGUCUAGCACUCGAGUAUAUCCAUUCAAAAGGGAUUAUACACUCUGAUCUUAAGCCAUAGAAUAUUCUUCUAACGGGAAAAGAUUAUGACGUAAAAUUAGCAGAUUUUGGAAUAACUUAAAUCCUUACUCAAAAUUAUCUAUACUCCCAUACUCAUAACGGAACUCUAUACUAUUGUUCACCAGAGGUAUGCAUGCAACAGCCUUAUAAUUAAAAGACUGAUGUUUGGGCAUUAGGCUGUAUAAUUUAUGAGUUAUGCACUUAAAGAAAAGCAUUCGAUGGAGUGAAUGAUGAAAAUUUAAAGAACAAAAUUAUCAAUUUUUAGAAUCCAUAGAUCCCAUCUGAAAACUACUCAAGUGAUUUGUCAAUGAUCUAUAAUCUUUGUAUGGAAAAGGAUUAAAAUUAGAGACCAGAUGUCAGUUAAAUUCUGAGAUAUCUCUGUGUUAUUAAAUAGGCUUAAUAAUAAGGAAUUCCCAUAGGUUUCAGAGAACCAAUCGAUAUUCAAUAAUCAAUUCCAGAGGUAAAACUGACAUUUGUCCAUAGAAGAAAUUCUACACUAAGUAAGUUUAUGCCUUUAAGUAAAAGCUAACUGUCAGGCUAUGAUUGCCAAACUUAAUCUAGCACUUAGCCAGAUUCACCGCUAGUAAUCAGAACUAAAGAGUAAAAAGUAGAAACUCCAAGCAGACCGUUGAAAGCUGGAAGAUAACUUUCUAGUACGAAGAGAAUCAUUGUCUUUGAUAAAAUUUAGACUAGUAUGAAAAAUUAAUAAGUCCUUAACAACCAGGAAUUUUACCGUGAUAUUCUAAAAAAGCACAACCAAAUAAACAGUUAUAUGCAGAGUACUCCUAACAAAUUGAGGUAGAUCUCAAAUUCAAAAAAAGCAACUGCUAGACAGAACGAUGUUAAAAGUUACCUAUAAAGCUACAAUAGCAGUAAUAAUAGCAAUAAUAGUAGCUAUAUUAAUGUAUCCUAUUAAACUAACCUGCCAAAUAUUAAGCUUUUAUAAUAGAAAAUUCCAAGCACAAGAUAUCACAAUUUUUCCAGCAAUAAAUGA
Molecule: messenger RNA, 1524 nt
Organism: Stylonychia lemnae
Lineage: Eukaryota; Ciliophora; Spirotrichea; Sporadotrichida; Oxytrichidae
Source: the annotation of a GenBank genome assembly